AUGGCAAAAGAUAGUUUAGAUAGUGUGACUAUUGGAAUUUUAGAACUAGCUGAUAGUCACAAUGCAAACAACGUUUGCGAAUGGUUUGAACAAAUUCUUAAAGAAUGGGAUAUUCAGAAGCAUCAAGUAUUAACUGUUGUUACUGAUAGUGGGGCCAACAUAUUGUCAGCUGUUAAAAAAAAAACAUUUGGUAAUGAUCAUCAUUUGCCAUGUUUUGCACAUACAUUGAAUCUCGUUACUCAAAGACCAUUAAAUGAACUUCCGGAUAUUCAGAAUAUAAUUUCUAAAAUCAAAUCUAUAGUUACAUUUUUCAAACAAUCAGUCUCCGCUAAUGAUGAACUUAAAAUAGUAUGUGACUUAAAGCUCAAACAAUCAGUACCUACCAGGUGGAACUCCAUAUAUUAUAUGAUCGAUAGGUUUUUACUAUGUUCCAACCAUAUUGCGUCAAUAUUAAUAACGAUUCGUCGAGGUCCCUCUAUGCUAUCUGGAGAUGAAAUAGUUAUUGCCAAAGAAAUUAAUUUAAUACUUAAACCUUUUGAAGCUGCAACUAAAGAGUUCUGUGGGGAAACCUACAUAAAAAGUAGCAAAGUUAUUCCAUUAAUUCAUUGCCUUCUUAAACACUGCGAAAAAAUUGCUGUCAAUAAUCCUACUGUUGUACAAUUUGCCUUGUUAGACAAUUUACAGCGACGAUUUAAGUCAUUACAUUCAAAUAAGCCAGUUGCAGUUUCCAAAGCAAUCCGCACAAUUCGCCUUAACAUUUUAGACAUAAAAACUAAUUCUAGUGGUUCUAAUAAAGACUCUAGUGAUGAUGAUACCGAACAGGCUGAUAAUUUGUGGUCAUUUCAUAAUGAAUUGGUGUCAAAAAAGCGUCGGAAAAUUCUGAAGAGAACAAUGAGCGUAUGCCAACAGAACUAA
Molecule: messenger RNA, 915 nt
Organism: Macrosiphum euphorbiae (potato aphid)
Lineage: Eukaryota; Metazoa; Arthropoda; Insecta; Hemiptera; Aphididae
Source: the annotation of a GenBank genome assembly